Molecule: messenger RNA, 3514 nt
Organism: Bufo bufo (common toad)
Lineage: Eukaryota; Metazoa; Chordata; Amphibia; Anura; Bufonidae
Product: protein sel-1 homolog 3-like
Exons: 23
Coding region: 281-3388 (1035 amino acids)
Molecular function (GO): protein binding
Source: RefSeq, a predicted model, not a curated record
UAUGGCAGGUGCAGUGACCUGUUCUGCAGGGGAUCAGGACAAGAAGUGAUUGCUGACGCUGAUAACAGGUUAUCCUGAGACUUAUCUGAAGAUCAUUCAUCCUCCAGACCUGUGGACUCUGAGCUCUGCUCUGGACUGUAGUACGUGGUGCAGCUUCCUGCGGUGCUGAACUCCCCAUAUACAGGCUGAAAGUGGGGGGCAUGGUGCUGCCCAGAGUCCAGGUGUCUCUGCUGACCACCGGACCACAGUGAAGAGAAGUGGACGUCCUAGUGAGAAGAAAAUGGGACUGUGGGGAGUGGUGGAGGCGCUGUGCAUGCUCCUUUGCCAGUGCUGCUGGAUGCCUAUGGUCACAUCUCAGACAGAAUCCACCCAAAGAUCCUUCAUCGAUUUCCUCAGGCCACCAGAGAAAGUGUCCAAGAGUCCAGUCCUGGUAGUUUUCUUUCACUGUGAGAGGAACCAGGUUGUCCACGUUGACAUCUUGGCCUCUUCACUUACAAAGCCCCUGGUUGGUAUAUUUAAAAGACGUUGGACUUGCAGCCCUAAUGACACAGAGUCAACAAGAGAAAUGAAGGUGGACUUUCCAGACCAGAUCGUGUACAGAGAAGACUAUUUCUUGAGGCACCCCAUCCAAGUGACGGACGUCCUCUUGAGAGCAUGGAUCUCAGACUAUCCUAUUGACUUUGAUAGACCAGACAGAUACUCCUACAGCAGGGCGGUGGUCAAAACUUCCCAUCUAAUAAAGACCCUACCACUAUAUAGUCGACCCUGCAAAGAGCAUCGGAGAACGUUACGUUGGGACCAGGAUCUUCUAUGGAAUCUCACUAAGGAUGAAAUAAUACAAUGUCCAGUGGAGCAAGAAGUCGUCCCGCUCCUGUCCUUCCUGUACGCCUGCACCGGGGAAAGCUACGGGGUCGUACGGACGCUAAAACCGCACAGGGACCGCGUGCUGGAAACGCACAGGCAGCGGUCCUCAGUGUCCCCACGCUGCACGUUCCGCUUCUGGGUCUACGUUACGCAGUGGUGUCCAUCAACGUUCUGUGGAGUUUUCUACCAUCUGGACAUCAGACAUGAUUACAUAACCCCAGCAGUGCUGAUGACGGACACAGGUCAUCUGCACAUUCAGGUGGAGCUGCUGUCCCAGGAGGCGCAGGCGUUCCUCAGCCACAAGCCCGUGCCCAUGGACCAGUGGUGCCAGAUCCAGCUGACACUGGAGUCCUCGCUGGUAAACCUAACAGUCAUUUGUGGAGAACAUGUUGAUAAGAUGACACACAGAUUCCCAGAUACAAUUUUGCUCUCGGACACGGACGGAAGUUUCCAUCUUGGAGGCUCUAAAUACGUUCAUGGGAUGAGCGGAUUCUACGGGCCGAGCGUUUACUACAGGAACAGGAUUGUGCCCUUGUCCAGGACUCGACCUCCGAGGUUGGUGGACAGCAUAGAGCUCCCUCCGUGGUUCCAGAAGUGCGAGGCCUUCAAGGAAGAAUGUUCCCUCAGGUUCCGGCAUUUUCUGUCACAGCAGAAAACAACAGGAAUCUGCACUGAUGUCUACCAUGAAUACCAGACCCGUUAUGCUCCAAUGUCUUCCGGGCCUCAGAGCUCCAUGUGGGAUUCACCUCCUCUGCCACACAGGGUCCUUAUUACCAGGCUGUUGAGGAGGAGGGUGAGCCGGGCAGGUCACGUCACCUUUAAUGGGGAGCUCUUUGGCCAAGACCUGUAUAGAAUAUACAAGAAGAGGAUCCUGUCUCCUGAUGGUUUCUCCCGAAUAAGACGUUCUCUGGCUCUCCUGCUCCAGGCCGGGUGUCUGGGGUAUCACCCUGCGCUGUACACAGCAGCAGUCCUGCACCAGACAGGCCUGGGGCUGAAGAAGGACACAUCUAAGGCCCUGAGGUUUAGCCUCAUUGCUGCUCAGAAUGACGAGCGUCUCUCUCAGCUGUGUCUUGGGCACAAGCAUCACCUAGGGGUGGACGGGCACCCGCUGGAUUACGACCUGUCCUAUGCGUACUACUCCAAUAUUGCUCGCCAGACAAUGGUGGACCGACUGCAGCCGAACAAGCACCAGGCUUUCGUGGAGUACAUCCGCCUGAUAGACGAGGACAUAUUGAAGAAGCAGACAAAAGAAAAUGAUGAUCUCUUCAUGUGGCUGAGGUUCCAGGCGAGACAAGGGGUGUCUUCAGCUCAGCAAGCCGUCAGCCGGAUGCUCUUCUGGGGUCAGCAGGGAAUCUCCUCCAAUCCUGAGGCUGCAGUGAGGUUCUACGAAAAGGGCGCCAUGCAGAUGAAAGACCCUGUGAUGAUGUACGACUAUGGGGUGGUGUUACUCAGGGGUCAAGGAGUGAAGCAGAACAUCCCUAAGGCGCUGGAGUUCCUGAAGAAAGCAGCGGACAUGGACUUUGCUCCAGCGAUGAACAGUCUCGGCUGGUAUUACGAGCAGUUCGAGAAGGAUUACAAGAAAGCCGUGGAGUUCUGGGAGAAAGCGGAUGAACUUGGAAAUCCUGAGGCUCCGUUCAACCUAGGAAUCCUAAACUACUAUGGGCUAAUCCCUGGGAAGCCUCAGAACCACUCUGCAGCGUACUACUAUUACCUGCGCUCCGCAAUCCGAGGCCACAUUGAUGCAGCCGUGCACGUCUCCUCCUUCUGGAUAGAGGGUCUUCCGGGGGUCGUGGAUCGUCUGCCGUAUGAUGCUGUGAUGUGGACCAAAUGGGCAGGAGAGCAGGACGGGUACCUGGGGGCCACACUGAGGAAAGCUUUAGAUGAUUACCUCCAGAACUCCUGGCCCGGGGCUCUCCUCCAUUAUAUCGAGGCAGCGGAGGCCGGAUUUGAGGUCGCUCAGUUCAAUGCAGCCUUUAUCUGUGAGGACGACCCUGACGGACUGGUGAGACGCUUCAUGCAGAUCGACUGUGCGUGGAAAUAUUACAACCUCUCGACCCACGGCGAACGACCUCCGGCGUACGCUCAGAUAAAGAUGGGGGAUCUGUUCUACACCUCGCACGUCAGAAGGAAGAGGAACGUGGCGGCAGCGGUGGAGAUGUACACAGCAGCAGCACUGCAGCGAGAGCCACAGGGUCUCUAUAAUUUGGGGAUCCUGGUAGAAGAAGGCGUCUCGCUCCCCCGAUCCGCUCUUCGUCAGCUGGGAUUUAACAGCUCGUCUUCCCGCAGUAAUUACACCAUCGUCAUGGAGCUGUACCGCAGAUGUCGCGAUCAUGAGGAGGAGGAUUCGUACGUUCCCUGCAGCCUGGCCCUCCUCAACACCCAUCUCCAGUACAUAUGGACCUUCCAUGGCUCUGUCCUUAAGUGCUCCAGUGCAGCCGCCAUCGCCAUCGUCACCGCUCUCAGUUUGAUGACAAUAUUUGGGAGAUUACAGGCAGCGGCUCAGAACCUGCAGCUAUCCGUGUGAGAAGCCGCCCGGAACGAGCCCUGUCACACCUGUUACAUAUGAUGGGACCCCUGGAUCCAGAUGUGACGGCCAAAUCUGACUGUAUUUAUUGUAUUAAGUAUUACACGGGGUGGGGAGCGGCGAGCG